Molecule: messenger RNA, 258 nt
Organism: Rodentolepis nana
Lineage: Eukaryota; Metazoa; Platyhelminthes; Cestoda; Cyclophyllidea; Hymenolepididae
Source: the annotation of a GenBank genome assembly
AUGCUAUCAGCAUUACUAACCUCCCUCCUUCUUGUCAUUCUGGCUGACGGUCGACCAGCCGUGUUUAAGAGGAGCCGAAGCUUUCAGGAAAUCCUCUCGGAUCCCGAAUUUAUGCAGUGGUUGAAUACCAAAUUCCCAAAUAUUGCCUACUUCCUGUCCGCUCGAAAUCAGGAGCCUUCCACCGAGACUGUGCGGGAAAUUUUUAGAUUCAUGGCAGAAUUAAAUAACUAUUACGCUAUCUAUGGACGAGCGAGGUAG